This is a messenger RNA of Dipodomys spectabilis (banner-tailed kangaroo rat), 4937 nucleotides long. It is a transcript of the gene Tspan18, whose product is annotated as tetraspanin 18. Gene Ontology annotation, cellular component: membrane. NCBI's taxonomy places the organism in Eukaryota, Metazoa, Chordata, Mammalia, Rodentia, Heteromyidae. Bases 219 to 965 code for a protein of 248 amino acids. The transcript has 9 exons. The record is from RefSeq and is a predicted model, not a curated record.
GUCCCCGGACCCCACCGCCGUCGGGAGGACGCUCGCCCCGGCAAGUUGCAGGCGCGUUGCGCCCGGAGAAAGUUUCCCCUGCGGCCGCCCGCGGAGUUGGCGCGGGCUCCGCCGCCGCCGCCGGAAGAGUUUGUCCUGAAGCCACUAGCUCAAGACCUCAGAGGACCCGCAGCACCGUGAACCAAAAAGGACAGAGGCCAGCUGAAAGGAGGAGCAUCAUGGAAGGUGACUGCCUGAGCUGCAUUAAGUAUCUGAUGUUCGUUUUCAAUUUCUUCAUAUUUCUGGGGGGCGCCUGCCUGCUGGGCGUGGGCAUCUGGGUCCUGGUGGACCCCACCGGCUUCCGGGAGAUCGUGGCCGCCAACCCUCUGCUCAUCACGGGCGCCUACGUCCUGCUGGCCAUGGGUGGCCUGCUCUUCCUGCUGGGCUUCCUGGGCUGCUGCGGUGCCGCCAGGGAGAACAAGUGUCUGCUGCUGUUUUUCUUCAUGUUCAUCCUGGUCAUCUUCCUGGCGGAGCUCUCCGCAGCCAUCCUGGCGUUCAUCUUCAGGGAAAACCUCACCAGAGAGUUCUUCACCAAAGAGCUCAGCAAGCAUUACCAGGGCAAUAACGACACCGACGUCUUCUCGGCCACCUGGAACUCAGUCAUGAUCACAUUUGGCUGCUGCGGGGUCAACGGGCCUGAAGACUUCAAGCUCGCCUCCGUUUUCCGGCUGCUGACUCCAGACAGUGAAGAGGUCCCGGAGGCCUGUUGCCGCAGAGAACCCCAGACUCGGGAUGGGGUGAUGCUGAGCAGGGAAGACUGCCUGCUAGGGAAGACCCUGUUCAUCAACAAGCAGGGCUGCUACACGGUGAUCCUCAAUGCCUUUGAAACCUACGUCUACCUGGCCGGAGCACUCGCCAUUGGGGUUCUGGCGGUGGAGCUGUUUGUCAUGAUCUUUGCCAUGUGUCUCUUCCGCGGCAUCCAGUAGAGGGCGUGGCCUGAACCUCACCCCGCCCACCACUGCCCAGCACCCGGUGCCCCUCCUCUCUCCAUCCACUUGGCUCUGGAGAGGAGGCAGGCCAGCAUGGACAUCCAGGAGAAGGACCGGGGACACAGAGCUAUUUUUUUAACAAGAUGACAUGAAGACAGUAAUGUGAACUGAAGUACCUGGCCUUGACUUGGGGCAGGCACCUGGCGUCCCUGCUGGGGCCUAGCAUUGGCUUGGAAUGCCAGAGACCAAAGGACCCCCCCAGCCCCAGGGCAGUUGGAUCACCACAGAUUGGGGUAUCCCCCGUCCCCUCCCAGCACUUCAGGACCAAGAUGGCAAAGAUGUAAGCAACAGAGACACAAGAGACUCCACCCAGAAGCUGCCUCCAUUUCCUUGAUGACGCAGGACCGGAGGCGCAGUGUCUGCUCUGCUAGAGGAUGGAGAGGCCCUGCUUCCAGAGGGGGACCGAGGGAGCUGCGUGUGGUGGACGCCGGAUCCUAGAGCGGGGCAGUGGCUCGUUCAUCGCCACCGUGCACCUGUGUGCCCAUUCCCAUAUGAAUCUGGGUCAUCUUCAGGUUGUUGCCAUUCUGUUUGGGGCUCCAUCAGAUCUGCUGCUCACUUACGGUCUCCUUACGGACACACUGGCUGGGGACUGACCCGCCUCUGUCCCUAAGCCCCACCGCUGUGGACACAUCACACUAUCUGGUCCUCACUGCCCACCCAUCCCCACAGGUCACCCCUUCCUUGUUUUUGUUCAGUUCCCUGGUGCCUAGGGUAGAAGAAACCACCAAGAGGGGCCAGGAGAGCAGACAUCCGAUUCUCCUCUCCCUACUCAGACCCGAAGCUUGGAUGUGUUGAGCAUUCUCUUCUCGCAUAACCUCCAGGGACUGGGAGCUCACUACCUCCGGAGGCAACCUUCUGCCUUCCGAUGCUCUGACCUUAGCAUCUCUCAACAGACAGAAGAUUCUCCUGUGGCUCUAGGGUUCUGCCUGUGUGGCCCGCUUGCUCCUCCUUCCUGGGGUGCUGAGGUUGUACCUUGACUUCCCCAACAGCCCUUGUCUCCAGGCUGAAGAAGCCUAGGAUUUCCCAGACAUUUCUGCUGUGACACUUUUCACAGCCCACCUGACAUUCCAGUGUGUCCUUCCCUCCCCAGCAUAGACAGAGAUUCUCCAGACACACACACACACACACACACACACACACACACACACACACACACAACACACACACAAGACCAGGUUGCCAAACAGCUUGCAAGAUAACCUGACCCUGGACCCUACUAGGGCUCUGCUAUGGUUGCCUGGUUUGGUUCAAAGUUGAUAGGAUAUGAUUAGUGAUGUCUGUCAGAAGCCUGAGUUUGACUAGUAAUGUCUGCCAUGACACAGGAUGGAUAGAAACAUGGUGUCUCUGCUCUCCUGUCUCUCCUAGGAAGAGCCUGUUGUGUCUUAAAAGCCUCUAAUAGCCUCCCUGCCUCCUGAGAGAGAUGGAGCUGCUGCUUUGGAACCCAGAGCUCCUUGCUUCUGUCCCCUGUCCCUUCUGAGAUGCAGCCAGCUCUGUGGCUGCUGUCCAGGGUCCUACGGACCCUCCUUCCUCCUCCCUUCCUGCCAUCCCCAUUAGUCCUGGCCUCUUCUCAGACAUCUGAGCUCCAUCCUCCCACCCUGGCUGUGUGUCAGCCUGCCCUGACAUCUCCAUAAGUGAUACCAGGAACUCACUGGAGGCUGUUUUCAGGAUCCAGGGGACCUCUAACUACAACCCCCCCCCCCCAGCCCAGCCUCUGAAACAGGGCCUCUCUCUGGACCCCUCCACUCCGUGUCCCAUGGAGAGACUAAUGGCUGGUUAAACCGAUCAGAUCAACCCAAAUCCCUUUACCAGGCUGGGUAAGGCUGAAUCCAACCACAGGGCCUGGGGCACCCCAGCCUUCUGGGGCCUGUGACAGGUAUGGAGCGGGGUGGGGUUCCUGAGGGGAGAAAGGAGCCAAGGUAGGUUAGAUAGGAGUGGCUCACCUCAAGGGCUCUCUCCCUAACAGUGCCAAGUGUGCCCAGCCAGGCCAGAAGGCACAGCAGAAGGCAUCUGCUUGCUCUGACAUUAGCCAGCUGAUCUCAGGCUGUCAGAUGGGGGGGGGAAAUCCCUUCUCCCCGGGGUCCCACACCUGAGACUUCAAAUGGGCCUCGCCGGCAGCUCCUGCCUGUGCUAGAGCGGAAGCCUCGGCCUCUGGAAGGGCGGAGUCCUGCGGGCUGGGCCGGGCCCGCCCCGCUGAUGAGGGUCCAGCCCUGUGGCUCCGGCCCCCGUCCCACCGCCCCCCACCCUGUGCUCUGUGCAAAGUCUAUUUUGCCGUGUGUAGACACCCUGUCGUAGAGCGGAGCUAGUGUAGCCUGCCGGCCCCUUUUUAUACCGUGUACCCAGAGAAGUUUUGUAACGCAAGACAGGACUCCUGCACGAUGGUUUUGCACUGGUUUUUAUGACUGUUUCUUACAAAAAGAAAAAGGAACGAGGAAUAAAUAGAGUGACCGUGAACAAAGGUGGCCUUGCUUUGUGGGUGGAGCUGAGCCAAGGUGGAAGAGGGCACGAGGGGCUUUGUGGAGGGGUACCCGGGGCUCCCCCAACUCCUGUGCCUUCCCUAACUGACCCCCACAAGCUGCACAUCUGUCUGCCAAACUCCAUCUGACCCUGUCCCACCAGGACAGCUCCGUCCCGGAGUAGCCUGGCCACCCAGCUGAGGCCAGGCUCUACCCCAUCACACUGAGUGGCUUGGCCUGCACUGCCUGGUGCCAAGGCCCAGCUGCAGCUCUCCGCCUCCUGCCUGACCCCCGGGGAGUGCGCCGCAUGCCCAGCUAGGGGAGGACAAGGCACUGCCCCCUGCCUAGGAGCAGCCAGUGGUGACAGGCAGACAUGGCUGGGGUGGGGAUACAGGCAUCCCUCCCCAGUGCCAUCACGAAUGGGCUUGGCCUGCCCGGGGCACAGGGGCAAGAGCCGGAUGGCAGCAAAAAGCAGGUUUUCCUUCACAGUGCGGGUCCCUUGUGCUUGGCAGGGAGUGGCUAGCCUGACCUGUGCGCUGCCUCACAUGCCUGAUACCACACUAUUCCUCUCCGGUGCUGCAAGGGAGGAGGUGCCGAGGGUGAGUCUUGCACACCAGCUGGUGGCCUGCAAGUCGGGCCUGGGAGCCUUAGCUCCGAGCUCACUGCCAGCCUCUGUGUGUCCCUGGGACAGGGGAGUGACCGGAGGGGACUGGUCCCAACUACUUCUGUUUACUUCCCCUGCACAAAGCCUACCCAAGAGGCAGUGGGGCAGCCUAGGGAGUCCAGAGACUAGUCUCCCCCUGAGGAAGGAGGGCAGGAAGGGCUGAAAGCCUUGGAGGACAUGCUGGGGAGGGGGAGUGGGCAAAGGGACAGCCAUUGCUCCCCCCCUGCUCCCCUCUGAGUCCCCCACCCCAACACAGCUUCCCGCUGGGGCUCUCCACAUCCACGUGCCAGGGGCCAGGUUAGGGAAGGGUCAAAGGCCUAAGUGGGGAGCAGCCCGCCCCCAGCAGGGUGCCCCACAGCCAGGGCCCUGGAGAGCACAGGCAUGCAGGCAAUGGGUGGUAAUCCUCACAGGAAGGCCAAAGGAGGCUCAGGCUCCAAAACAUGGCCUCUGCCUGCCUGUCAGCCCUCAGUGGCUACAGGAAGGGGCGUGUGUGCAUGUGCGUGUGUGUGUGUGUGCGUGUGUGUGUGUGUGUGUGUGUCUGUCGCACGCACAUGCGUGGGGUGCAGAGGGCCCCUGGCUGGGGCACAAGGUCAGAUUCUCAGACUUCUGGCUUGGAAAGAAGCCAAGAUCAGCCAUUCCGGCUCCAGGCUGGCUGGGGGCAGGGGGCUCGGGAGCUCUCUGUCCAGCGGGCUUCCUGGCAGAGGAGGCCUGGGCCUCGGCUCAGCCCACCCCGAGGACACUGCUAGCCACUCAGAGAGAGGCUUUCAGGGGGUAUGGAGGCCCAGAGAGCCC